Molecule: messenger RNA, 2317 nt
Organism: Monopterus albus (swamp eel)
Lineage: Eukaryota; Metazoa; Chordata; Actinopteri; Synbranchiformes; Synbranchidae
Gene: fam43b
Product: family with sequence similarity 43 member B
Exons: 1
Coding region: 177-1190 (337 amino acids)
Source: RefSeq, a predicted model, not a curated record
GUGGAACAGACUGGCUGGGGCUCGCAGCUCUCAGUCUCUCUUCAGUGCUUUGUAAAGCAGUUUCUCUGCUUUUCCUCUUUUCCACACGCAAACUGGCGUUCCUGUUCUUUUUGCCUGAGCCAACAAGAACAAACGCGGCGGCAGAGGGGCUCCCUUGCUCCAACUCCUUCCGCACCAUGCUACCCUGGAGAAGGAAUAAGUUUGUUUUAGUGGAGGAUGAAGCUAAGAGUAAACCCAAGAGCCUGGGGACUGGGCUGACCUACCACUCCAUCCUCGCUUCUCUGCUGCGCUCCUGUCCUGACUUGCUGCCUGACUGCCCCUUCGACUGGGUGGGCAGCAUCUUCCAUACCAAACGGCAAAAGGUGGAACUGAACAAAGAGGAACCUGUUUAUAAUGUGCGCUACCUGGGGAGUGUGAUCACCAUCACAGCUAAAGGAGACGGCUGCACCCAGGAGGCAGUUGCCAAGAUCUGGGCGAGAAGCAACUACGGGGAGCAGAGUGUCAAAAUGAGGUUAACGGUGGGGCCGCAGGGCAUUCGGAUGAGCACCGACAAAUCUGGGAAAAACAAACCCAUUCACCUUUACUCCCUGAACAGAAUCACCUACUGCACCGCUGAUCCGUGCCGCCCCAAGAUCCUGGCCUGGAUUUACAGGCAUCAGGUCAAGAACAUGGCAGUAGUGCUUCGGUGUCAUGCUGUACUGGUCAACAAGUCUGAGAAGGCCCAGGCCAUUGCCCACAGCCUCUACCAGAACGCCACCUCUGCCUUCAGCGAAUUUAAACGGCUGAAGCGUCAGAGUGAUUUCCGGCACUGCCAGCAGCAGCUGUUGGGUGAGGAAGCAGUGCCCCUGAUGCCACUGAGGAGGCUGCUGAACGGCCAGUGUCACUACAGACCACCUGCUGACAACCCAGGAAGCGCCACUCGCCUCUGCUCCAUCACAGAGGAAGAGGAAGAGGAGGAAGAGGAGGAGGAGGAGGAGGACAGCAAAGAUGAGAAACAGGAGACAGAGGAACCAGAGGAGAAUGAAGAAGAGCAGCAGGAGAAACAAAAGGUUUUAAUAACAAACACAGACCCAACUCAGUUAUUAUCAGAGUUGGACAUUGGGGAUAUUGCCAAACUGAAGCAGUGCCAGAUCAACUUUGUCAGUGACAGCAACAACAACACGUUUACGUUUAUAACCUCUCUGGUGUGACCAUAACGUAGUGUAAAGAACGCGGUUCUGCAACCCCACAGUAACACACUCCUCUCCCUGCCCUUCACCGAUACCCCACUCAGGCUCCCUCUGCCCUGUCCAUAAAAUGUGAAGCGUUUACCAGAAACCUCUCCUCUUACCAGUGGUAGAGGGAAGACAGACGGUUGUUCUGUGGGAGUAAUUUCUCUGCUGACCAGAUGGCUCAGAUGCCGGUUUGACUGCAGCAGUAUGGGAAACUGCGUGUUUACAAAGAGGGCUGGUGAUGCACAGACUAAUGAUAGCACAAUGACGAACGAGGACAGUGAUUUCAGAAAACAUGAGAGUGCUGACAUCAGUGACAUGUGGGUCACAUAUUGAUCACAACUCCAAGCAGGAUGUCUUUGUUAGUCCUCUAGCUCUUAUUUUUGUGAGUAUAAUUAAUGCUGUGUGUGCCAGCAGGGACAAGUUUUGGAUUGACUUGUAAUAUUUUUCAGGGAGGUGUAAUUUUUCUAACAUGACAAUCCUCGUUGAAAUUGUUCACAGGCUGACAUUUUGCAGCACCUCACAACAGUGAGAAGUAGUUUAUUAAGGUUUUACUAUUGAUCACAGCUGACAAAUGAAUAAGGCGAUCAUUUAGGAAGCAAGCCAUCGAGUCGACAUGUUUAUUGCUGUCAUCUGUUAGAGUCCUUAUCAUUUCUGCAUGUCAGCAGUAACCUUUUCAUGCUGAGCUUUGUCUUUUUUCAUGUGACAUCUUUGAUCCUCUAGCUUUUAAAAGUAACACUGUGAUAAACGUGUGACCAGGGACAAUACACAGCUGUUCAUGCAGUAUAGUCUAGUUUAUGUGAUACAUUUUUAAAUAUAUAUCUAUUGCAGUGUCAUCUGCUUUGCCAAAGCAAAACAAAACAAAUUUCAGUUUCAUUGCUGUGCUCUCCUUAGCCAAGUUUUGCUAGUGCAGUUUUUCCACAUAAGCCCUUGCAAAAAUGCAGAUGGAUCCUUACAAUUUAACACACAACUGUUUUGAAUAUGACUUUAGCUAAUUUCCUGUAACAUCUGUACUACUGUCUAACGAUGCAUUGUGAUUCUUAUGAGAUGAAGCUAUUUAUUUUCUAAAUCUGAUGAAUAAAAAUUGCCCUCACUUGGGUUUCCUU